AUGGCCGAUCUUCGCUUCAAACUCACACGUAUCGUCUCUCGCCACGAACAACUCAAAAUCGCCUUCAAUCAGCUCAAUUCUCAGAUCAAAAUAGGUUUGCUCGAGGCCGAAGAUGUGUUCGCAUCGCUUGCAGUUCCAUUGAUGAAGCUUGUGGAUUUCAAGGAUGUUGAAAUGGCUAAGGAGGGAAGAUUCAGUACUAUUUUCAUGGAUACUACUGAUUUACUUUCUCAGGGUCACCAGAGAAACGAUUUCAGAUCUGCAACACCUGUGAGGUCGGCUUCUGCAGUUGGCGGGAUGGAUCAGAAUUACAAGAUUAAUACAUUGGCGGAAGAAAUAUACACAGCUAGAGCCAGCACGGUAUGUGAUGAGCUUAUACAGAGACAAAAAUUGCAACUUACACUAUUGGUUCACCUUCUCAAACAAAUUGAAACCCAAGUCAAUCGUAGCCAAGAUGACAUCUUUCAAACACUUACUGACCAUCGAGCCUCAAUCCAAAAGUUCUUCAAGAAAGCUGUGACUUAUGUAUCUGCCAUUCUCCAGUCGAAUCAAAACAAUGGCAUCUUUUUCCUCAUGCUAAAACUCCUCAAAACCACAUUUGAUCAUGUGGGUUCAGCCCUCAGCUCAGUAGAGUGUGAUGUGGAAGACAUGAUGCAAAAACUAGCUGAAAAUAUGUGUAUUCCUAUGGUUGAGUAUGUGAAAGGUCUUAAAACUGAAAUGACCUCUGGAACAUGCCCACAGCUAUUGGCCAUAGUGGAAGAGAUGGGAGGAGCAAUGAGAGAGGGAAGGGUAGAGUUGGAGGAAGUUAGAAACAAGGUGAGAAUAGCAGAAGAAAGGAAGCUUGAGGCUUUGAGCAGACUGAAGGAAUCGGAAGAAAGAGUUGGAAAAAUGAAUGAACAGCUUGGGUUCUUCUUAGAAGCUAAAAGGGGGUCCAAUGAACAUUGUUUAAAACACAAGCUUUUAGGUAUGGAGGAAGAUCAACCUAAAGACGAUAAACUGUUGUGGGAAUUACUGAAAAAGAAAAGGAAGUAUCAAAUACCAGGCAGUCCAGUUGGACCCAAAGAGCUUCUGGGCAUAGGAACCAACAAGAAACACCUUAUAUCAGCACGGGAGAGACAAUCGACGAAUUGCAGGCCCAUUACAAAGAGCUACUUGCGACGGCUAAGCCCCCAAACCCCAUGCUUGGAUCCUUGGCUCGCAUUGGGUUCCUCACCCUCAGCACCAACCCACCAAGUUUUGUCUCGGAAGCGCAUUACACCCUGA
Ilex paraguariensis (yerba mate) is the source of this 1260-nucleotide messenger RNA. The record is from the annotation of a GenBank genome assembly. NCBI's taxonomy places the organism in Eukaryota, Viridiplantae, Streptophyta, Magnoliopsida, Aquifoliales, Aquifoliaceae.